Aspergillus clavatus NRRL 1 is the source of this 1479-nucleotide messenger RNA. Its product is annotated as Ytp1 family protein. The transcript is spliced from 5 exons. The record is from RefSeq and is a predicted model, not a curated record. The coding region runs from base 1 to 1479 and encodes 492 amino acids. NCBI's taxonomy places the organism in Eukaryota, Fungi, Ascomycota, Eurotiomycetes, Eurotiales, Aspergillaceae.
AUGAAGAAGAUGAUGAUGGGUUUCAUGAACCUACGAGGGGUGCUGACAGCUCUCCUUCUGGUCUCUCCCACAUUCGCUCAUGGCGGCCAUGAAACUGUCCCCGACGGAGCCGCAGUCUCGCAAGAACCCAUUGAUUCGACAUUAUGGGUGCACAUGAUCUUGAUGGGAUUCGCCUUUGGCAUUAUCUUUCCACUGGGUAUGGUACUAGGGAUUGUGCGGUCACGCUGGCAUGUUCCUUUACAAAUCGUCGGCACGAUCAUCGCAGUCGUCGCGUACUUCCUAGGUCACGCUCACAAAGGCCGCAAAUUCGGAAAGAAUGUCCACGCCUCGUUCGCAAACCUCUUGAUGAUUCUGCUGGCGGUACAGGUCGUCCUGGGUCUCUAUCUCAAACUGCAUCUUUCCAAGGGGAUCCACGGCCGGAUCCGUCGGUUUUUCGUGAUGCUGCACGGCGUCCUCGGGAAAGCGAUGCCGAUUGUGAGCUGGACACAGAUGGUCUUUGGAGGUAUCGCCGCCAAUGGCUUCUGCCAGGAUGAUCAUCUCGGACAAUGUCUGGCGCACUUCAUUAUGGGUAGCGCAUUUAUCGCCUACGGUAUCAUGCUCACCAUUCUUCUGCUCGUUGGCCAGCUCUGGCUGCGGCGCACUGGCCGGAGUCAAGAGUUCUUUGAUUCCUUGGUUAUCGCCGCCUGGGGUUGCGUCAAUACCUUCACGGAGCACCGAUGGGGAGGACCUUGGGUACACAAUGAUCUGCAGCAUACUACAAUGGGUAUUGUCUGGUGGUGUGCCGGCCUUUUGGGAAUCUGGAUGAGCCGGAAGAGAAACGGGCGCCCCAAGCGGAAUUUGAUCCCGGCUAUCGUGAUCCUAUUGACAGGUUACGCGAUGUCGUCUCAUCCCCAGACCUUGAUGAUCAGCACGAUGGUCCACACCAUCUUCGGCUACACCUUGAUGGCUGCCGGCCUCACGAGAAUCAUUGAGAUUGCCUUUGUACUCAGGGAUCGAGGCUCCGUGAACCCGGACGGCUCGGAUCCUAACAGCUUUCAAUAUCUCACCCCUUUUCUUCUCUACGCAUCUGGCUUUCUGUUCAUGGGUGCAACAGAAGAGCAGAUGCAGCUGCUGCACAACGCUGGGAUCACGCACGUGUCUUACAUUCUGAUUCUAUAUAGCAUCGCCUUCAUCCUCUUCCUCUUCGUAAACAUCCUCCUCCACAUCUACGCCGUCCACGCAUGGCCCGAGUCCGCCAAGUUCCCCUCACGUUCUUCCGCCUCAGACAGGUCCGAGGAUACCUACGUGAAUGGCCAUGCCCGUUCCGCCUCUGAGACGCAGCAAAUCGACGACGCAGAGGCAUUCGAACUGCAGGGCCUCAUUUCAGAUGAAGAAGAUGAUGAUCACAGACCCGGUAACCGCAACAAUGCUCUGGGUCCCCGCAAGACGGAAGAUGAAGAGAGUGCUCCUCUAGUUGCCAAGGAGACGUCGUCGAGCUAA